CCCCGCCCGCGGGCCGCACUUCCGGGAGGCGUGUUCCGGCGGGCGGACCCAGCGCCGGCGCCGGUUGAGACACCCUCCGCAUCCAUGGAGGCGCCGGGGCAGGCGGAGGUCGAGCAUGAGGACGGCGACAGCAGCUGUGGGGACCUGUGCUGCAUGGACCAAGGCCUGCGGAGCAUAUCAGAGUUAUCCUUAGAUUCAACCCUCCAUGCCAUCAAUCUGCAUUGUAACAACAUCUCGAAGAUCGAAGCCAUUGACCAUGUCUGGAAUUUACAACAUUUAGAUUUGUCAUCUAAUCAAAUCAGUCAAAUCGAAGGGCUAAGCGCACUGACAAAACUACGCACUUUAAAUUUGUCCAGCAAUUUGAUCACAAAAAUAGAAGGACUUGAAGCACUAAUUAAUCUGACUAGACUGAAUUUAUCCUAUAACCACAUAAAUGAUUUAAGUGGUUUGAUGCCCCUUCAUGGAAUCAAACAUAAGCUUAGAUACAUCGACCUGCACAGCAACUGCAUAGACAGCAUCCACCACCUGCUCCAGUGCGUGGUGGGCUUGCACUUCCUGACGAACCUGGUUUUGGAGAAGAAUGGCGAGGAUAACCCUGUCUGUCGGGUGCCGGGGUACCAAGCAAUUAUGCUGCAGACCCUGCCACAGCUUCGAAUCCUGGACUGCAAGAACAUAUUUGGUGAGCCGGUAGACCUAUCACAGAUAAACUCCUCAAGUCUGCAGUGCUUCGAAGGUCUUUUGGAUAAUUUGGUUUCAUCUGAUUCUCCCCUAAAUAUCAGUGAAGAUGAGAUCGCUGACGGCCUGCCGGUGGUGACGGCCCCCACGGGUGAUGACAUGGCCCCCCUGGACCCGUUUGCAAGUCCUCCGACUGACACGGGGCUGCCGUCUUUCAUGUCCGUGUGCCCGCCUUCUGAGCCAGAGAAGGAUCAUCAUGAUAGCGAUUUUCAGAAUGAGAUGAAACUUCAGAAAUUAGAUGAUCAAUUUUUACAGCUUCUCAAUGAAACUUCUAGCUCUUUAAUAGAUAAUGUUCCCGAGAAAGACCUGAUACUGAAAAGAGACAUGGAUAUAACUUCUGAAAGUGACUAUGGCAACAGAAAAGAAUGCAAUAGAAAAGUUCCUCGAAGAUCAAAAAUCCCAUAUUAUUCCAAAACAAUUCAGACUAUUAAGCACUACAACAAGAACAGCAACACUUCCAUAAGUUACAGUCGUAAAAUGAAGCAGCCUUUCUUUAAAGACUUAUACGUAUGUUCCUCUCUGGCGAACUGUAGCCAACUGGAGGAGGUUGAGGAGCCGAGGACUGAGCUGAUGCAAGUGAACAUCAGUUGCCCAGAGGACACCUACCGGAUACUUGUUGAGCAGCUAGACCAGGAGAGAGAGAAGAGGUGGAAAGCUGAACAAGCUGAAAAGAAGCUCAUGGAUUAUAUUGAUGAGCUGCAUAAGCAUGCAAACGAAAAGAAGGACAACAACAGCCUGGCUCUGCUCACCACAGAUAGGUUAAAGGAGAUUAUUUUUAAAGAGAGAAAUUCCAAAGUGCAACUCGAAGUUAUGGUUCACAAACUUCAAAAUGAAAUUAAAAAACUGACCAUUGAAUUAAUUAAAGCGAGAGACCAGCAAGAGGAUCACAUCCGACACCUGAGAGCCCUGGAGAGAGCGUUAGAGAAGAUGGAGCGGCAGAAAGGGCAGCAGCAGACGGCACAGAUGCGGCUUAUCGAAGAGGUAGAGCUCAAGGCGGCGGCUGCCGACCGAGAAAUUAACUUACUUCGAACUUCCCUUCAGCAAGAAAAGGAGCAGGUGCAGCAGCUUCACGAGCUUCUUGCACUGAAGGAGCAAGAGCACAGGAAAGAACUUGAAACAAGGGCGUUUUUCAGUGAUGCUGAGUUCCAGGAAGCCAUAGCCAAGGAAGUGGCAAAAGAAGAGGCAAAGCAUGAGCAAGAGAUCAAAGGAUACCAAGAAAAAAUCGACACAUUAAAUCAUCAGUACCUGGAUUUGGAGAAUGAAUUUCGUAUUGCUUUAACUCUCGAAGCCAGAAGAUUUAAAGAUGUUAAAGAUGGUUUUGAAAGUGUUGCAACUGAGUUAGCAAAGAGCAAGAAUGCUCUUGUCUGGGCUCAACGGAAAGAAAACGAGUCUUCCUCUUUAAUUAAAGAUCUGGCCUGCAUGGUGAAGGAGCAAAAGACAAAGCUUGCGGAAGUCUCCAAACUGAAACACGAAACAGCAACAAACUUGCAGCUGCUUUGCGUUUUCCCAUGUCUGGGGAGUAUACAGAAUCAGAUCAGCACCCUUGAGCUCCUGAUCGAAGACGACAAGCAGAAGAGCAUCCAGAUCGAGCUGCUCAAGCACGAGAAAGUCCAGCUGAUUGCCGAGCUCGCAGCCAAGGAGUCACUCAUUUACGGUCUCAGGACGGAGAGAAAAGUGUGGGGACAGGAGCUGGCACAACAGGGAUCCUGUCUGGCCCAGGACCGCGGGAAACUGGAGGCGCAGAUAGAAAGUUUAUGCAAAGAGAACGAGUCUCUGCGGAAGACGAAUGAGCAAGACAGCGACACGCUGCGGAUUAAGUGCAAAAUCAUAGAGGACCAAACCGAGACCAUCGGGAAAUUAAAAGCUUGUUUACAGGAAAGAGAGGAACAAAUAAAAAUAUUACAAGAAAACAUCUGUGAAAUACAGAAAUGUACUCAAGAACAACUUGACGAAAAAUCUUCGCAACUGGAUGACAUAAUUGAGAAACUAGAAAGACACAAUGAAAGAAAAGCAAAACUAAAACAGCAGUUGCAAGUAAAGGAAUUAGAACUUGAAGAAAUUAGAAAGGCUUACAGUAUCCUUAAUCAGAAGUGGCAUGAUAAAGGGGAGCUCCUCAGUAAUCUGGAAAUGCAAGUAAAGGAAGUGAAGGAGAAAUUUGAGAACAAGGAAAGGAAGCUGAAAGCGGAAAGAGACAAAAGUGUUGAACUACGAAAGGAUGCUGUGGAAAAGCUUUAUUGUAUGGAUGAUGCCUUUAAAAAACAAGUGGAGGCAAUUGUUGAAGCUCAUCAUGCUGAAAUAAUACAUCUGGAAAAUGAAAAGCAAAAAUAUAUUGAUUCUGCAAAUUUAAAGGAAGAAGGAAAAAGAAAUUCCUGCUAGUUUUGCUGUUGUACCUCAAACUGCAAAAGUUACAGCCUCAGAGUGUGGUAAGUGCUUAGAUAAGAUGGAAAAGGCUUUAAAUUUGUGGGUGGAAGACACGGACAGAAAACGUGUUCCAAUUGAUGGCAGCAUGCUGCUCAAAAAGCACUGAGCCUGUGAGGACUUCAGCAGGGACCCCUGAAACCAGGCCAUUCACAGCAAGUGCAGGGUGCUCACAGAUCCAGGGACAGGAGUGGCAUUUUAUCAGCUCACAUCUCAGGAAUAGAAGGGGCAGUACAGUGCAAUAAGAUGUUCUGAGAGAGAUCACAUCACGUGACUUUUAUUAUAGUCCAUUCUAGAUUCUAGAUACUCUAUUUUGUUAAUCUCUUGCUGUGCCUGUUUUAUAAAUUAAGCUUUAUCAUAGGUAUGUGUGUGCAGGAAAACCGUAACAUAUAGGAGGUUUGGUUUUAUCUGUGGUUUCAGGGUCUUGGAACAUAUCCCCGCAGAUAAGGGGGAGACUAUCUUCUGUACGAUUGGAGACUCAGAAAUCAGCAGCUAGAAAAGAGCCCAACAAGAGAAAGUGACAGGAAUACUCUGUAUCGUUAUAGUCAAGGUUGUCUGAUUAGUGGACAUCACUCUCAGGAGCCUGUGAAGAGAGAUGGCUGAGGGCUUUGGAAAUCAUCACAAUGAAUAAGGAAGUACAACUUGUUCAGAUCUUAGUUCUGUAUUUCAUGUCAGAUCAACAGAUGUUUCAGAUGUUUUAUUUAAGAUCCGCUGAGUGUUUGGCAAAGGUACAUCAGGUACCAAGUCAAGUAUCAGGAUAGGCCAGCACUGGGCUGAAAGGAAAGUGCCGAGUUCUGUUUUAGCUCUCCUGCCGAUCCAGCAUAAAAGUAAGGAGAGAGAUCUGUUGGGGAGUUACAGAAAUGGUACCAGAACUUACAUGUGACAGUAAAAAAAAUGUGAGGCAUCACGGAGAAAUGAUCAUUUAAAUUAGGAGAAAUAUUAACUUUCUGGGGGAGAAAGAGUAGGAAAUCUAUAUUAGAGAUUAGGAAGAGGGCUGGGCAUAGUGAUAGUCCUUUUGGGAGAGCUGUAUCAUAGAAAAGAGAGUUUCAAGCAGAAAUUAAUAGUAUCAAUUACAGAGAACUCUACUGAUUAAAUGCCCUCUCAAAAAGAUGGCAAUUUUUUUCAAACACUUUUUUUAAAAUAUGUUUUUACUGAUUUUUAGAGAGGGGAUGCAGCAUCAUCAAUCGCUGCCUCCUGCACGGCUCCUACUGGGGAUCGUAACCCCAGGCAUGUGCUCUAACUGGGAAUCAAACCGGUGACCUCUUGGUUCCUGGGUCGAUGCUCAACCUCUAAGCCACACUAGCUGGUCAGAGGUGGCAAUUUAUAACCACCAGCAGCAGCUGUAGAAAUGCUGUUGGAACUAUAGUAGAUUAUCAUUGGGAAUGGAGGUUAUGUCAAGUUAGAAGGUCUGUAAGGGUCUAGUGUUUAAGGUGAAUCCAUGACUCAGCACUCAUGGCAGUACAGGACAGUGCAGACAUGAAGCCAGAAGAAUGCAUGACUCAGCACUCAUGGCAGUACAGGACAGUGCAAGAUGAAGCCAGAGGGAUUCAUGACUCAGCACUCAUGGCAGCACAGGACAGUCCAGAGAUGAAGCCAGAAGACUUUCUGUCCAGAUGGGCUACUGAGAAGCUGCAUGGCCUUCAACAAAUUGUCUAAGCUCUAAAAUAGAGUCUAAAUAAAUCACCAUGUGUCCAUCACCAGAACCUGUGAGAAAUAGAUACUAUACAUGUUCAUCAAGUUGAAGAGAAAUGCGUGGACU
Messenger RNA from Myotis lucifugus (little brown bat), 4912 nucleotides. It is a transcript of the gene LRRCC1, whose product is annotated as leucine rich repeat and coiled-coil centrosomal protein 1. The record is from RefSeq and is a predicted model, not a curated record. The coding region runs from base 85 to 3111 and encodes 1008 amino acids. Gene Ontology annotation, molecular function: protein binding. The transcript is spliced from 20 exons. Gene Ontology annotation, cellular component: cytoplasm; centrosome. Lineage: Eukaryota; Metazoa; Chordata; Mammalia; Chiroptera; Vespertilionidae.